AAACUGAAUCAGUCGACGAAUUCUGUGAUAGACGCCGGUUGUUCAUUUUGAGUUCUGUCGCGGUUGCCAUUUGCAAUUUUCAAUAAAACACGUGCAUACGUGCUGUGCGACAAAUUCGCAAAUUUACGGGCAAUUUACAUUCAUUCACGCACAUUUCCAAAACAAAACAUAGACGAGCUUGACAACGAAACGCGAGAUGUCGACACCGAAUUGUUAUCUUGUGCUCGAGGAUGGCACCAUAAUGCCGGGCUGCUCGUUCGGUGCCAAGAACACGCCCACAAGCGGCGAAGUCGUCUUCCAAACCGGCAUGGUUGGCUACACGGAGGCGCUAACAGAUCGCUCAUACAGCUCACAGAUUCUGGUGUUGACCUAUCCUCUGAUUGGCAACUAUGGUGUACCUAAUGUCAAGGAACUGGACGCAUAUGGAUUGCCUGAGCAUUUCGAGUGGUUCGAGGGUGCUGUGCAGGCGGCUGGCCUCGUUGUGGGCGAGAUUUGUGAGACACCGUCGCAUUGGCGCUCCCACCAGACGCUCUCACAGUGGCUGGCCGAGCACAAUGUGCCCGGCAUCAGUGGCAUCGAUACGCGUGCGCUGACCAAAAAGCUGCGCGAACAGGGCAGUCUGCUGGGACGUAUUGUUUACGAGGCGCCAACGCUACCCUUGGCUCUGGCCUUCGAGGAUCCCAAUCAACGCAAUUUGGCUAAAGAAUGUGCAGUCAAGGAGCCCAUGCUCUACAAAUCGCUGCAGCCAACUGGAGUGCGGAUUGCUGUGCUGGAUUGUGGUCUCAAACUGAAUCAAUUGCGUUGCCUGCUGCAACGGGGAGCCUCGGUGCAACUGUUGCCCUGGAGCAGUGAGCUGAAAACCGACGACUAUGAUGCACUGUUCUUGUGCAAUGGUCCCGGUGAUCCAAGCAGCUGCAAACCGAUUGUGGAGCAAGUGCAGCGUGUGCUGCAGGCGGGCAACAAGCCCAUCUUUGGCAUCUGUCUGGGACAUCAGUUGCUUGCCACGGCUAUCGGUUGCGACACCUUCAAGAUGAAGUACGGCAAUCGUGGCCACAAUCUGCCUUGUUUACAUCGUGCCAGCGGACGUUGUCUGCUCACCUCACAGAAUCACGGUUAUGCUGUUGAUCUGGCCAAGCUGCCCAGCGAUUGGGAGGAGCUUUUUGUGAAUGCCAACGAUUCCACUAACGAAGGCAUUGUGCACCGCACUAAACCAUAUUUCUCAGUGCAAUUCCAUCCCGAGCAUCAUGCCGGACCGCAGGACACGGAAUUCCUGUUCGAUGUCUUCAUCGAUGUCAUACGUCAGCCACAGUUCACGGUGCCACAACUGAUCGAACGACGUCUGAGCGCUCUGCGCCCCGGUCCACAGCCGCAGCCGCAACGGCCACGCAAGGUGCUCAUCUUGGGCUCGGGUGGUCUCUCAAUUGGCCAGGCCGGGGAAUUUGAUUAUUCGGGAUCGCAGGCGAUUAAAGCAAUGCGUGAAUGCAAUAUACAAACUGUGCUGAUUAAUCCCAACAUUGCCACCGUUCAAACCUCCAAGGGUAUGGCAGAUAAAUGUUAUUUCCUGCCCCUCACACCCGACUAUGUGGAGCAGGUGAUUAAAUCGGAACGACCCAACGGUGUGUUGCUCACCUUUGGCGGCCAGACGGCGCUCAAUUGUGGCGUCGAAUUGGAACGCGCCGGCAUCUUUGCCAAGUACAAUGUGCGCAUUCUGGGCACACCCAUACAAUCCAUCAUUGAGACGGAGGAUCGCAAACUCUUUGCACAGCGUGUGAAUGAGAUUGGCGAACAGGUAGCACCCUCGGAGGCUGUCUAUACGGUGGCCGAGGCCCUCGAGGCAGCUCGACACUUGGGCUACCCAGUAAUGGCGCGUGCUGCCUUCUCGCUGGGCGGUCUUGGUUCUGGGUUUGCCAACAACGAGCAGGAACUGGAGGCACUGGCACAACAGGCCCUGGCUCAUUCCAGCCAAUUGAUUGUGGACAAGUCCCUGAAAGGUUGGAAGGAGGUGGAGUACGAGGUGGUGCGUGAUGCCUACGACAAUUGCAUCACCGUCUGCAACAUGGAGAACUUUGAUCCCUUGGGCAUACAUACGGGUGAAAGUAUUGUUGUGGCUCCCUCUCAAACACUCUCGGAUCGCGAAUAUCAAAUGCUGCGCAGCACCGCACUCAAGGUUAUCCGACACUUUGGCGUUGUCGGCGAGUGCAACAUUCAGUAUGCAUUGUGUCCACACUCGGAGCAGUAUUACAUCAUUGAGGUGAAUGCGCGUUUGUCGCGCAGCUCGGCGCUGGCCAGCAAGGCGACGGGUUAUCCUCUGGCCUAUGUGGCCGCCAAGUUGGCGCUGGGCGAACCCUUGCCAGAGAUACGCAACUCGGUGACGGGCAAUACGACCGCAUGCUUUGAGCCCAGCUUGGAUUAUUGUGUGGUCAAAAUACCGCGCUGGGAUUUGGCGAAAUUCGUGCGCGUGAGCAAACACAUUGGCAGCUCCAUGAAGAGUGUCGGCGAGGUGAUGGCCAUCGGACGCAGCUUUGAGGAGGCCUUCCAGAAGGCACUUCGCAUGGUCGAUGGUGAUGUGCAAGGCUUCGAUCCCUACCUGUCGCCGGUGGACAAGGAACAGCUAUCCGAGCCAACGGAUCGACGUCCCUUCGUGCUGGCCGCUGCUCUCAAGGCGGGUAUGUGCAUCGAGGAAUUGCAUGAGUUGACCAAAAUCGAUCGUUGGUUCCUGCAUAAGUUGCAGCACAUCAUCGAAUUCUAUGGCCAGCUGGAGACGGCGGGCAAUCAAUUGACACCACAGCUGCUGCUAAGUGCCAAGCGUAUGGGAUUUGCGGACAAACAGAUUGCCAUGGCUACCAAAAGCACCGAGUUGGCGGUGCGACAACAGCGUCUGGAGCUCAACAUACGGCCAUUUGUCAAACAGAUCGAUACGGUGGCCGGUGAAUGGCCGGCGAGCACCAAUUAUUUGUACAACACGUACAAUGCAGCCGAGCACGAUGUGCUCUUUCCGGGUUCGCACACCAUUGUCGUCGGAUCGGGUGUCUAUCGCAUUGGGUCGUCGGUGGAGUUCGAUUGGUGUGCCGUGGGUUGUUUGCGCGAACUGCGACGUCUGAAAAAGUCAACGAUUAUGAUCAAUUACAAUCCGGAAACUGUGUCCACCGACUACGAUAUGUGCGAUCGCUUGUACUUUGAGGAAAUUAGCUUUGAAGUGGUCAUGGAUAUCUAUGAGCUGGAACGUUCCGAUGGCAUUAUACUCUCGAUGGGUGGCCAAUUGCCAAACAAUAUUGCCAUGGAUCUGCAUCGACAGCAGGCCAAGGUGUUGGGCACAUCGCCGGAGUCGAUUGAUUGUGCCGAGAAUCGCUUCAAAUUCUCCCGCAUGCUUGAUCGCAAGGGCAUUUUACAGCCACAGUGGAAGGAGCUGACCAACCUCCAGUCGGCCAUUGACUUUUGCCAGGAGGUUGGCUACCCGUGCCUGGUGCGUCCAUCCUAUGUGCUGUCCGGUGCCGCAAUGAAUGUGGCGUAUUCAGAUCAGGACCUCGAGACGUAUUUAAAUGCGGCCUCCGAAGUGAGCCGCGAACAUCCGGUGGUCAUUUCCAAGUUUUUGACCAAUGCCAAGGAGAUCGAUGUGGACGCUGUGGCCGCCGAUGGGCAAAUCCUUUGCAUGGCCGUCUCCGAGCACGUGGAAAAUGCUGGCGUGCAUUCGGGUGAUGCCACCUUAGUCACACCACCGCAAGAUCUUAAUGCCGAGACCCUCGAGGCCAUCAAGCGCAUCACACGCGAUCUGGCCAGUGUGCUGGAUGUGACGGGACCUUUCAAUAUGCAACUGAUUGCCAAGAACAACGAGUUGCGUGUCAUCGAGUGCAAUGUGCGUGUUUCACGCUCCUUCCCCUUUGUAUCCAAGACUCUGGAUCAUGAUUUCGUGGCAACUGCAACGCGUGCCAUUGUUGGCAUGGAUGUGGAACCACUUGAUGUAUUGCAUGGCGUUGGUAAAGUGGGUGUCAAGGUGCCACAAUUUAGUUUCUCACGUCUCGCGGGCGCCGAUGUUCAAUUGGGCGUCGAGAUGGCUUCCACCGGUGAGGUAGCCUGCUUUGGCGACAAUCGCUAUGAGGCCUACUUAAAGGCCAUGAUGUCCACAGGUUUUCAGAUACCCAAGAAUGCCAUACUGCUCUCCAUUGGCAGCUUUAAGCACAAAAUGGAGCUGCUGUCCUCGAUACGCGACCUUGCCAAGAUGGGCUACAAGCUGUAUGCUUCCAUGGGAACUGGAGACUUUUAUGCAGAGCAUGGUGUUGAUGUCGAAUCCGUGCAGUGGACAUUCGAUAAGACAACGCCCGAUGAUAUCAACGGCGAGCUGCGACAUUUAGCCGAGUUUUUGGCCAACAAACAAUUUGAUUUGGUUAUCAAUCUGCCCAUGCGAGGCGGAGGAGUGCGCAGAGUCUCUUCCUUCAUGACCCAUGGCUAUCGCACUCGUCGCCUGGCCGUCGACUACUCCAUACCGCUGGUGACGGACGUCAAGUGCACCAAGUUGCUGGUGGAAUCGAUGCGCGUGACUGGCCGCAAUCCGGGCAUGAAGACGCACACCGACUGCAUGACCUCGCGUCGCAUUGUGAAGCUGCCCGGCUUCAUCGAUGUGCACGUGCAUCUGCGUGAACCAGGCGCCACACACAAGGAGGACUUUGCCAGCGGCACUGCAGCCGCUCUGGCCGGUGGCGUUACCAUGGUCUGUGCCAUGCCCAAUACGAAUCCCUCGAUUGUCGAUCGCGACACCUUCAAUCAGUUCCGUGAGCUGGCGCGUCUCGGAGCCCGUUGUGAUUAUGCACUGUAUGUGGGUGCCUCGGACACCAACUGGGAGCAUGUGCAUGAGCUGGCCACCCAGGCGUGUGGUCUAAAGAUGUAUCUGAACGAUACGUUUGGCACCCUGCGUCUCAGUGACAUGGCCGCCUGGCAGCGACAUCUCUCGCGCUGGCCCAAGCGGGCGCCCAUCGUUUGUCAUGCCGAGCGACAGAGCACGGCGGCGGUCAUUCUAUUGGCACAUCUGCUGGAGCGUCCUGUGCACAUCUGUCAUGUGGCGCGCAAGGAGGAGAUCCAGCUGAUACGCGCCGCCAAGGAGAAGGGCAUACGUGUGACGUGCGAAGUGUGUCCGCAUCAUUUGUUCCUCAGCACCAAAGACGUGGAGCGUUUGGGUGCCGGCAUGGCGGAGGUGCGUCCUCUCUUGUGUUCACCUGAGGAUCAGGAGGCACUUUGGGAGCACAUGGAGUACAUUGAUGUGUUUGCCACCGAUCAUGCACCGCACACGCUCGAGGAGAAGCAAUCGGAACGUCCGCCACCGGGUUUCCCUGGACUGGAGACCAUACUGCCGCUGCUGCUCCAGGCGGUCCACGAGGGGCAUCUGACCAUGGAGGAUAUCAAGCGCAAGUUCUAUCGCAAUCCGCGCAACAUCUUCAAUUUGCCCGAGCAGCCGCAAACGUAUGUGGAAAUCGAUCUCGAUGAGGAAUGGACUAUCAGCAAUAGCGAGCUGAAGACCAAGGCACGCUGGACGCCCUUCAAUGGCACCAAGGUUAAGGGUCGUGUCCAUCGCGUUGUCCUACGCGGCGAGGUCGCCUUCAUCGAUGGCCAGGUGCUCGUCCAGCCCGGCUACGGUCAGAAUGUGCGUGCCAAGCUGUCGUUGCCGCAGAAAUCGGAGACGGAGGGCAGCAGCGAUCUGCUAAGCGACACCGAUGCCAACGAUACGUUCGCCCGUCUGCUGACCGAAGGUGGCGUUGCCAAUCGUUCCAGUACCGUGCACUUUGAGGAUGAGGCAAACACUUCGCCAGCAGCGGGCAGCUUCUUGCGUCCGGUGUCGCCGUCGCCACGUCUGCGCCUCGAUUCGUCGAGCAAUACCACGCUCAAGGAGUAUUUGCAGAAGAACUCACCGAAUCCUGUGGCCCAUUGUCUGGUGGGCAAGCAUGUCAUCUCGGUGGACAUGUUCGGCAAGGAGCAUUUGAACGAUAUUUUCAAUUUGGCGCAGCUGCUGAAGUCGCGCGUCACCAAGGAUCGCCCCGUGGAUGAUUUGCUGCGUGGCAAAGUCAUGGCCAGCAUCUUUUAUGAGGUGAGCACACGCACCCAGUGCAGCUUUGGUGCCGCAAUGCAGCGACUGGGCGGACAUGUGAUCAAUAUGGAUCAGGUCACGUCGUCGGUGAAGAAGGGCGAAACGCUCGAGGACAGCAUCAAGGUGAUGGCCAGCUAUGCGGAUGUGUUGGUGUUGCGUCAUCCCGAACCAGGUGCAGUUGCUCGCGCUGCUUCGUUCUCGCGCAAACCGCUCAUCAAUGCCGGCGAUGGUGUGGGAGAGCAUCCCACGCAGGCUCUGCUGGAUGUCUUCACCAUACGCGAGGAGAUUGGUACUGUAAACGGCCUGACCAUCACCAUGGUGGGUGACUUGAAGAACGGGCGGACUGUGCAUUCACUGGCCCGCCUGCUGACACUCUAUAAUGUGACGCUGCAGUAUGUGGCACCGCCUGGUCUGGGCAUGCCCGAGGCCAUUAUGCGGUAUUUGGAUCAACGUGGCGUGCAUCAGCGCACUUUCGAUAGCAUUGAGCAGGCUCUGCCCAGCACCGAUGUGCUCUACAUGACACGCAUACAGCGCGAACGCUUCCAGACUGAGGAAGAAUACAAGCGCUGCUGUGGCCACUUUAUUGUCACGCCCAAGCUGAUGACGCGUGCCAAUAAGCGUACAAUUGUCCUGCAUCCCUUGCCCCGUGUUGAGGAGAUUAGCCGUGACUUUGACUCGGAUCCACGUGCCGCCUACUUCCGACAGGCCGAGUAUGGCAUGUACAUUCGCAUGGCUUUGUUGGCCAUGGUUGUUGGCUGCCGCAGCACCGCUCUCUGAGCGCAUUACAAUACUUUUUUUUAAUAUUUUUUUUUCUACAAUUUUCUACAUUUUGUAUGUACUAUGUGAUAGGUAUAAAUAUACAAACGCCAACAGCGCGUUGACAUAAUUAAUUUAGUGGUGUAUUCAAAACAAACGCGCUUACAACGACUACAGCGUUAUCGUGUAUCGAUCAACAUAUCAAAAUAUGUGCUCCUCCCGUAGUCUGAGUAUCGAGACUGCUCCACACACACAGCAUCGCUUACAUCAAGAUUUCCCCAAGUUGGCAGCCCGACGCAUAUUUUUGAUGCUAAUCGUUAACUUUUAACCGAAUUUUA
Messenger RNA from Drosophila sulfurigaster albostrigata, 7167 nucleotides. RefSeq names its product CAD protein (gene rudimentary). The transcript is spliced from 7 exons. The record is from RefSeq and is a predicted model, not a curated record. Gene Ontology annotation, molecular function: dihydroorotase activity; carbamoyl-phosphate synthase (glutamine-hydrolyzing) activity; ATP binding. Gene Ontology annotation, biological process: L-glutamine metabolic process; UTP biosynthetic process; L-citrulline biosynthetic process. Gene Ontology annotation, cellular component: cytosol; cytoplasm. NCBI's taxonomy places the organism in Eukaryota, Metazoa, Arthropoda, Insecta, Diptera, Drosophilidae. Bases 197 to 6850 code for a protein of 2217 amino acids.